Symsagittifera roscoffensis is the source of this 7481-nucleotide messenger RNA. Its product is annotated as pre-mRNA-processing-splicing factor 8. Gene Ontology annotation, cellular component: U5 snRNP; catalytic step 2 spliceosome. Gene Ontology annotation, molecular function: protein binding; U6 snRNA binding; U5 snRNA binding. Bases 75 to 7127 code for a protein of 2350 amino acids. The transcript has 27 exons. The record is from RefSeq and is a predicted model, not a curated record. NCBI's taxonomy places the organism in Eukaryota, Metazoa, Xenacoelomorpha, Acoela, Convolutidae. Gene Ontology annotation, biological process: spliceosomal tri-snRNP complex assembly; mRNA splicing, via spliceosome.
AGGUAAAGAUAAAACAUGUAACAAUCUUCGCGAUUGUAAUUGAAUUAUAAAAUUCUGAUAUAUCUGCCUGCAAGAUGAAUCACUUUGAAUUACCCCCUGGGGUGGCAAUGACCCCAAACCAAAUCAAUGCUGCCGGUGGUUUCAUGGGAGGGCAUUCUAUGUCAGGUGGAAUGGCAGUUCCAUCCUUGACGGAGGAGCAAUUACAGGAAAAAGCCAAGAAGUGGCAGCAAUUGCAGCAAGCUAAAUAUGCAGAAAAGCGAAAGUUUGGAUUUGUAGACACUCCUAAGGAGGAUAUGCCACCAGAGCAUGUCCGCAAAAUUGUUCGAGACCACGGCGACAUGACAAACAGGAAGUUCCGACAUGAUAAACGGGUAUAUCUAGGGGCACUGAAGUGGAUGCCGCAUGCAAUCAUCAAACUAUUGGAAAACAUGCCAAUGCCCUGGGAACAGGUCCGCGAAGUGCCCGUGAUCUAUCACAUUACAGGCGCUAUCACAUUUGUUUGCGAUACACCCCGAGUGAUUGAACCUCUUUACAUGGCACAAUGGGGAACGAUGUGGAUCAUGAUGAGGCGAGAAAAGCGUGAUCGAAGACAUUUCAAACGAAUGAGGUUUCCUCCAUUUGAUGACGAAGAGCCUCCUCUGGACUAUGCUGACAAUAUUCUGGAUGUUGAACCGCUGGAGCCAAUCAGAAUGGAACUGGACCCUGAUGAGGAUGUAGCAGUGGCUGACUGGUUCUAUGACCACAAGGCACUCGUUGGCACUAAGUUUGUGAAUGGUGACACUUACCGAAAGUGGAAUUUGUCGCUUCCUGUGAUGUCUACGCUGUACAGACUGGGAAGUCAGCUGCUCACUGACCUGGUGGAUGACAACUAUUUUUACAUCUUCGACCUCAAGUCCUUUUUCACCGCCAAGGCUCUUAACCUUGCCAUCCCCGGAGGCCCGAAGUUUGAACCACUUGUCAAAGAUCAAGCACUCAAUGACGAGGAUUGGAAUGAGUUCAAUGAUGUGAACAAAAUCAUCAUCAGACACCCAUUGCGUACAGAGUACCAGAUAGCUUUUCCCUAUCUCUACAACAGCAUGCCCAACUACGUGCACCUGCCCAAGUACCACACCCCUUCUGUCGUUUUCAUCAAGACCGAGGACCCCGAUCUGCCCGCAUUCUACUUCGACCCCCUCAUCAACCCCAUCGGACACAGACAGGGCCACAAGACCGAUGAGCCCCUCCCGGAAGAAGACGAGGAGAAUGUGUUCCAACUUCCAGGCUACGUCAGACCAUUCCUGGAGGAGACACCACUUUACACAGAUAACACUGCGAAUGGAAUCGCACUCCUGUGGGCGCCCAGGCCAUACAAUUUACGUUCAGGUCGAACACGACGCGCAGUGGACGUGCCUCUUGUGAAGUCCUGGUACAGAGAACAUUGUCCCAGUGGAAUGCCAGUGAAAGUACGAGUGUCAUACCAGAAGCUUCUGAAGUACUUUGUUCUCAACUCACUUCAUCACAGACCCCCAAAAGCACAGAAAAAGAGAUAUCUGUUCCGGUCCUACAAGGCCACUAAAUUCUUCCAGUCCACGAAGCUGGACUGGGUCGAAGCCGGAUUGCAAGUUUGCAGACAAGGAUAUAACAUGUUGAACCUUCUCAUUCAUAGAAAGAAUCUCAACUACCUUCAUUUGGAUUAUAAUUUCAACCUGAAACCAGUCAAGACUUUAACAACGAAAGAGAGAAAGAAGUCUCGAUUCGGAAACGCCUUCCAUUUAUGCAGAGAAAUUCUACGUUUAACAAAAUUGAUCGUCGAUGCUCAUGUGCAAUAUAGACUUGGAAAUAUUGACGCAUACCAACUCGCAGAUGGUAUGCAGUAUAUAUUCACACAUGUUGGACAACUAACAGGUAUCUACAGAUACAAAUACAAAUUGAUGAAGCAAAUCCGAAUGUGCAAAGAUCUCAAACAUGUUAUUUACUAUCGGUUCAACACGGGCGCCGUCGGCAAGGGUCCAGGCUGUGGGGUUUGGGCACCGACUUGGAGGGUGUGGCUAUUUUUCCUCAGAGGUGUGGUCCCGUUGCUAGAACGCUGGCUAGGUAAUUUGCUGGCUCGUCAGUUCGAAGGCAGACACUCAAAAGGUGUUGCGAAAACUGUAACUAAACAAAGAGUUGAGAGUCAUUAUGAUUUGGAACUUCGUGCAGCUGUGAUGCACGAUAUUCUGGACAUGAUGCCAGAAGGAAUUAAGCAGAACAAAGCAAGAGUGAUUCUGCAACAUUUGAGUGAGGCCUGGAGGUGCUGGAAGGCUAACAUUCCCUGGAAGGUACCUGGACUACCCACACCAGUGGAAAACAUGAUUCUGAGAUACGUGAAGAGCAAGGCUGAUUGGUGGACUAACACAGCUCACUACAACAGAGAGAGAAUCAGACGAGGAGCGACAGUGGACAAGACUGUUUGUAAGAAGAACCUCGGAAGACUCACUCGACUGUACCUCAAAGCAGAACAGGAGAGACAGCACAACUAUCUGAAAGAUGGUCCAUACAUUACGGCAGAAGAAAGUGUGGCUGUUUAUACCACGACUGUCCAUUGGCUUGAGAGCAGAAGGUUCUCGCCGAUUCCGUUUCCACCAUUGGCUUACAAGCAUGACACCAAGUUGCUAGUGUUGGCUUUGGAGAGACUUAAAGAGGCCUACAACGUGAAGAAUCGUCUGAACCAGAACCAGCGAGAGGAACUGGGUUUGAUCGAACAGGCUUACGACAACCCCCACGAAGCACUCUCUAGAAUCAAACGUCACCUCCUCACCCAGAGAGCUUUCAAAGAAGUGGGUAUUGAAUUCAUGGACUUAUACAGUCACCUAGUGCCAGUGUAUGACAUUGAGCCCCUGGAGAAGAUCACGGAUGCGUACCUGGAUCAGUAUCUGUGGUAUGAAGCAGAUAAAAGAAGAUUGUUCCCGCCAUGGAUUAAACCGACCGACUCGGAACCCCCACCGCUCCUGGUUUAUAAAUGGUGUCAGGGGAUCAACAAUCUUCAGGAUGUUUGGGACACUUCGGAGGGGGAGUGUGGGGUGAUGAUGGAGACUACGUUUGAGAAGAUGUAUGAAAAGAUAGACUUGAAUCUGCUGAACAGACUUCUCCGACUCAUCAUAGACCACAACAUUGCCGACUACAUCUCGGCCAAGAACAACAUAGUCAUCAAUUACAAGGACAUGAACCACACUAACUCGUACGGCAUAAUCCGUGGCCUGCAGUUUGCUUCCUUCGUGACCCAGUACUAUGGACUAGUCUUAGAUCUUCUGGUUCUUGGACUGCAGAGAGCCAGUGAGUUAGCUGGACCCCCUCAGAUGCCAAAUGAUUUCCUCACUUUCCAGGAGGUGUCGGUCGAGACCGCUCAUCCUAUCAGACUGUAUUCGAGGUAUAUAGACCGUGUGCACAUGUUCCUGCGUCUGACAGCUGAGGAGGCGAGGGAGUUGAUCCAGCGCUACCUGACUGAACACCCGGACCCCAACAACGAGAACAUAGUGGGCUACAACAACAAGAAGUGCUGGCCGAGGGAUGCGAGGAUGCGGCUGAUGAAGCAUGAUGUGAACUUGGGAAGGGCUGUGUUCUGGGACAUGAAGAAUAGAUUGCCGAGGAGUGUGACUACUUUUCUGUGGGAGAGCAGUAUGGUGUCCGUCUACAGCAAGGACAAUCCGAAUCUGCUGUUCGACAUGAGUGGCUUCGAGUGCAGGAUUCUGCCCAAGUGCAGGACUACUUUUGAGGAGUUCAGCCACAGGGACGGAGUGUGGAAUCUGCAGAAUGAACUGACUAAAGAGAGGACAGCUCAGUGCUUCUUAAGAGUGGACGACCAGAGCAUGCAGAAGUUCCACAAUCGAAUCAGGAUGAUUCUGAUGGCCUCUGGUUCUACUACUUUCACUAAAAUUGUGAACAAGUGGAACACUGCUCUGAUUGGUCUAAUGACAUACUUCCGAGAGGCAGUGGUAAAUACACAGGAACUACUGGAUCUCCUGGUCAAGUGUGAGAACAAGAUCCAGACCAGAAUCAAGAUCGGAUUGAAUUCCAAAAUGCCAAACAGAUUCCCGCCUGUGGUGUUCUACACACCUAAGGAGUUGGGAGGACUGGGAAUGUUGAGUAUGGGUCACGUGUUGAUUCCACAGAGUGACUUGAGGUGGUCCAAACAGACGGAUAUUGGCAUCACUCACUUCAGGUCUGGAAUGAGUCACGACGAGGAUCAACUCAUUCCUAAUCUUUACAGAUAUAUCAACCCGUGGGACAGUGAGUUCAUCGAUUCCCAAAGAGUAUGGGCCGAAUAUGCUCUUAAGAGACAGGAGGCGAACACGCAGAACAGAAGACUCACUCUUGAGGACUUAGAGGACUCCUGGGACAGGGGGAUUCCCAGGAUCAACACCCUCUUCCAGAAGGACAGACACACUCUGGCAUACGACAAGGGCUGGAGAGUGAGGACAGAGUUCAAAGCAUACCAGAUUUUGAAGCAGAACCCGUUCUGGUGGACCCACCAGCGUCAUGACGGAAAACUAUGGAAUCUGAACAACUACAGGACAGACAUGAUCCAGGCACUGGGGGGAGUGGAGGGCAUCCUGGAACACACUUUGUUCAAGGGCACGUACUUCCCCACCUGGGAGGGGCUGUUUUGGGAGAAGGCCAGUGGCUUCGAGGAGAGUAUGAAGUUCAAGAAGCUGACUAAUGCGCAGAGGGGAGGUCUGAACCAGAUCCCAAACAGACGAUUCACGCUCUGGUGGAGUCCGACCAUCAACAGAGCCAAUGUGUACGUGGGUUUCCAAGUCCAGCUGGAUUUGACUGGCAUCUUCAUGCACGGCAAAAUUCCCACCCUCAAGAUCUCCCUCAUCCAGAUCUUCCGAGCCCAUCUGUGGCAGAAGAUCCACGAGAGUGUGGUGAUGGAUCUGUGCCAGGUGUUCGACCAGGAGCUUGACGCCCUGGAGAUAGAGACAGUCCAAAAAGAGACCAUCCAUCCGAGGAAGAGCUACAAGAUGAACAGUUCAUGUGCUGAUAUUCUGCUGUUUGCGGCAUAUAAAUGGAACGUGUCCAGACCAUCUCUCCUCGCAGACUCAAAGGACGUUGAGGAUGGUUCCACUAGUCAGAAGUACUGGAUCGACAUCCAACUCAGAUGGGGAGACUAUGACUCCCAUGAUGUGGAGAGAUAUGCGAGGGCUAAGUUCCUGGAUUACACCACAGAUAACAUGUCCAUCUAUCCCUCUCCCACUGGGGUAUUGGUGGCCAUAGAUCUCGCAUACAAUCUGCACAGUGCGUAUGGUAACUGGUUCCGAGGAUCAAAAGUCCUCAUCCAACAAGCUAUGGCCAAGAUCAUGAAAGCCAAUCCUGCUCUUUACGUGCUGAGAGAACGAAUCAGAAAAGGUCUGCAACUGUACAGCAGUGAACCCACAGAACCCUACCUAUCUUCUCACAAUUAUGGAGAACUGUUCUCGAAUCAGAUCAUCUGGUUUGUGGAUGACACCAAUGUGUACAGAGUGACAAUCCACAAGACCUUCGAGGGAAAUCUGACUACGAAACCAAUCAACGGGGCAAUUUUCAUUUUCAACCCGAGAACGGGCCAGUUGUUCCUCAAGAUCAUCCACACUUCAGUCUGGGCGGGCCAGAAACGUCUGGGCCAGUUGGCCAAGUGGAAGACAGCUGAAGAAGUGGCUGCUCUGAUCCGAUCACUCCCAGUGGAGGAACAGCCCAAGCAGAUCAUAGUCACCCGGAAGGGAAUGUUGGAUCCCCUCGAAGUGCAUCUGCUGGACUUCCCCAACAUUGUGAUCAAAGGCAGUGAGCUCCAGCUGCCUUUCCAGGCUUGUCUCAAGGUUGAGAAGUUGGGCGAUCUGAUCUUGAAAGCACUUGAACCCCAGAUGGUGCUGUUCAACUUAUACGACGACUGGCUCAAAACCAUCUCCUCCUACACUGCAUUCAGUCGUCUGGUGCUCAUCCUGAGAAGCAUGCACGUGAAUGUAGACAAGACGAAACUGAUUCUGAAGCCGGACAAGACCAGUGUGACCGAGGCACACCAUAUAUGGUCAUCCCUCUCAGACGAGGAGUGGGUGGGGGUGGAGGUGCAGUUGAAGGACCUCAUCUUGGCAGACUACGGGAAGAAAAACAAUGUGAAUGUGGCCUCCUUGACUCAGAGUGAGAUAAGAGACAUCAUUCUGGGCAUGGAGAUCAGUGCGCCCUCUGCCCAGAGACAGCAGAUAGCAGAGAUAGAGAAACAGACCAAAGAACAGAGUCAACUCACAUCCACAACUACGAGGACUGUCAACAAACACGGAGACGAGAUCAUAACGGCCACCACUUCAAACUACGAGACAAAUGCAUUCAAUACUAAGACGGAGUGGAGAGUGCGUGCCAUCUCGUGUACCAAUCUGCACCUGAGGACUAACCACAUCUACGUGUCCACCGAGGACAUCAAAGACACAGCUGGGUUCACAUACAUCCUUCCCAAGAACCUCCUUCGCAAGUUCAUCUGCAUGUCAGACCUCAGAACACAAAUCAUGGGCUUCCUGUACGGAGUGUCUCCCCCAGACAACCCCCAAGUGAAGGAGAUCAGGUGUGUUGUUGUGGUCCCUCAGUGGGGCACCCACCAACAGGUCCACGUACCCAAUGCUCUCCCACAACACGAGUACCUCUCAGAUAUGGAGCCGUUAGGAUGGAUGCACAGUCAGCCGAAUGAGUUGCCCCAGUUGAAUCCACAGGAUGUGACCAUGCACGCCAAAGUGAUGGGCGAGAACUCCUCCUGGGAUGGCGAGAAGACCAUCAUCAUCACUUGCAGUUUCACUCCUGGUUCCUGUUCGCUGGCAGCCUACAAACUCACCCCGGCCGGCUUCGAGUGGGGAAAGAGCAACAAGGACAGUGGAAAUCAACCCAAGGGGUACCUGCCCUCCCACUACGAACGAGUGCAGAUGCUGCUCUCAGACAGAUUCCUCGGGUUCUUCAUGGUUCCCGCCGUGGGCUCAUGGAACUACAACUUCAUGGGUGUGAGACACGACGCUAAUAUGAAGUACGAUUUGAUGCUGGCAAAUCCGAAGGACUUCUACCACGAGGUACACAGGCCCAACCACUUCCUCAACUUCAGCAACCUAGAAGACGUCGCCCUCUACACUUCAGACAGGGAGGACGCAUUCUCCUAGGAACCGACCGACAGGACACCAAUUAUCUGUCACGAUUCACUCUCCAUUCGAAUACAAAGAAUCACUCCCAAUUGGCAUAUGAAAUUUAUGACAUGUGAAACGUAUGAAACAUUUCAAUUAGGUAUCUGAUAUGAAAUAAGAAUCUACAACUAGAUGAUCUUAACUGUCCGCAACUAAUUUGUUACUCCUGAAGAUGCUGAUAGGCUCAGAGUGAAAACGAGGAACCGUGAAAACUCGUAUGAGGAACCGCAAUAUAACUCUUAAGAAACUAAAUUAAUGAUGGUAUGUUACUCUUUUUGUGUAGUUAUGAAUAUUUGCUGUUCUGUUGUCUGUUUUAAUUAAGCCAUAUGAAAA